Colletotrichum paranaense is the source of this 1758-nucleotide messenger RNA. RefSeq names its product eukaryotic aspartyl protease. The record is from RefSeq and is a predicted model, not a curated record. Gene Ontology annotation, biological process: proteolysis. Gene Ontology annotation, molecular function: aspartic-type endopeptidase activity. NCBI's taxonomy places the organism in Eukaryota, Fungi, Ascomycota, Sordariomycetes, Glomerellales, Glomerellaceae. The coding region runs from base 1 to 1758 and encodes 585 amino acids. The transcript has 3 exons.
AUGAAGUCUGGAAUCUUCAUCGCCUUCACCGCCGCUGGCGCGGCUGUGAGCUCCGUCACGGCCUUGUCCUUCCCUCGCACCACUGCGGGCCAGGGAUUUAUCGCCAUGCCGGUCAGACAGGUCAGACCUGACUACAGUGACCUUGACAAGAGAGCGGCCAUCGAGGUUACUCUCAAGAAUCAACAGUUCUACUACUCGACUGAUAUCUCGAUCGGCACUCCUGCCCAGCAGGUCACUGUCCUACUCGAUACUGGCUCCUCUGAGCUCUGGGUCAACCCGGACUGUGCCACCGCUCCUUCUGCCUCCCAGGCCAAGCAGUGUCUUGCCGCUGGCCAGUACAACCCGGCCAAGAGUCGCACCCCGGCCGUUGGCCCCAUUGGAGCUCGAAGACUCAACUACGGAGAUGCUUCAGACGCCAGCACUCAGACCAGCGCCGAGAUCGCUUACUACGUUGACACCAUCACUAUGGGCGCUGGUGCCAUCGUCAACCAGACCUUUGGCCUCGUCACCAAGAGCGAUGGCAUCGCCACCGGCAUCAUGGGCCUGGCUCCUGACCUCAAGGCUGGAUUCGAGAAGGGCAAGCCCUACAGCCUGAUUCUCAAUACCUUGGCUGAUCAGGACGUCAUCGGCAGCCGUGCCUUUUCGCUGGAUCUCCGCCACUCUUCCUCCGACUCUGGCGCGCUCAUCUACGGCGGUCUCGACAAGGGCAAGUUCAUUGGAGAGCUUCUAAAGGUUCCCAUGAUCGCUGGCAUCAGAGGCGAGCCUCGUCUCGCAGCCACCCUUUCCGCCGUUGGCAUGUCUCUUCCUAACCAGCCCGUCAAGUCUUACGACCUCGGUGCAGCUGACACGAACGUUAUGCUCGAUUCGGGUACUACCCUGACGCGCCUCCAUCCUGCCCUCGCGCGCCCCAUCCUCGCGGACCUCAAGGCAGUGAGCGAUGACAGCGGAUACUGGACCGCCGACUGCUCCCUCCGCACCCCGACCCUCGCCAACGGCGGCAGCGACUCCUACAUGACCUUCACCUUUGGUAAAAAGACCAUCCGCGUGCCCCUCAGCGACUUCAUCCUCGACAUGGGCCCCAAGGACGGCCAGUGCUACGUCGGUCUCGUCAUCACCACCGACCAGCAGAUCCUCGGCGACAGCAUGAUGCAGGCCGGCUACUUCGUCUUCGAUUGGGAUAACCAGGCGAUUCACAUGGCACAGGCCGCCGACUGCGGCAAGGAGGACAUCAUCGCCAUCACCAACGGCGAGAACGCCGUCCCCAGCGGCCUCGUCGGACUCUGCAACGGACCCGCCACCCCGGACGGCAGCGUCGCGCCCGCACCUGGUGCAGUGAGUUCCUCUUCGGCUCCUCUUUCUCCUGCUACUACUGCUACUACCACUUCCCCGUGGCUCUUCCCCGACGCCCCGACUGGCACCACCUACACAAACCCCCCCAUUCCGAGUCCGAAGUUCGUGACUCCCUCUGAUUUCGUCUUUAUAACAACUUAUCCUCAGUCAUCCUCCUCCGCGACCGGUAACGCCUCGCCCGCUUCCUCCGCUGCUAUUACCCCCACUGCGGCCACACGCGGCAGCGGUGGCAGUGGCUCCUCGACGAACACGGGCACGACGACUGCCGCCCCGACUUCGACCGAUCCUUCCUCGUCGAGCUCCUCCGAUUCUCACAAUGCCGCCUCAUCCCUCUUGGGCAGCGACCAGGUCUUCACGGGCUUGUUCAUGAGCAUCUUGGCUAUUUUGGUCACCGCGACUACAUUCUAA